AAUUUUAAAUUUAUUCACUCCAAAACCUACAAACAUACACCCGGAAAAGUAGAGUUAUUACGCGUUAUACAGAAUUGGAACUUUAAUUUAACAUAAUAAUUACCCUAAGUAUAAUGCGUUUUACAAUUAAAAAAACAAGCUGCAGUGGAGAACGCAUUGGAUUAUUGUCUGGAUUUAUAAAGUCGCCAAACACAACAAUCGAAACGCCAACUGCCGCUCUAUUGACCCAGGGAGGCAGUGUUGCCCACCUCACUGCCGAUGUCCUAUCAAAAGUAUUCUCAAAUCCGCAAUUACUAUGGAUGCCGUUGUCAAGCAUGGCUCACUUAGAAACAGGUGUGAAGGCACAAGGACAAGGCAUAGCCAAGUUUGUGGCAUUACCUGAACAUGUAGUUUGUUCAACAUUCCAUAAUAUGAAUGAGGAAACACCACAAGGACAUUUUGAAUCAGAGAAAGUACCACUGUGGACUCGAAAUGGAAAGAAAAUGAUUACAGCUGAUAGAUAUAUGGAUAUGAUGGAAGUUUUCAAACCAGAUAUAUUUUUGGCGAUUGCAGAUGGACACACAUCACUUGACGAAGGGCACAAAAGAAUUGUCAAAUCUGUUAGCAGGACCUGCAACAUGUUGGAUGUGUGUGUUAAACGAUAUAAGGAGUCCAAGGAGCUUCAAAACAGCUCCCUUAUAGGUGUGGUGGUCGGUGCUGGUUUACCAAGUAAAUGUGCCGAGUGCAUACAACAGAUUAAGAAGUAUAAGAAUACAUUAAGUGGAGUUGCACUACAAGGGAUUACAGACGGAACCAAAGAAUCAUAUAAGGAACCUAUCGAAAAAAUUGAGAACAUCUUCAAAAGAGUUGGGGAUGCCGUACCAAAGGAUUUAGUUCGUAUUGCAGAAGGCUGCUGGAAUCCAGCUAUAAUUGUAGCUGCCAUAGAACACGGCUGGGACGUGUUUGGUGGUUCAUACCCUCUUGAACUUACAAAUGCUGGGCAUGCUUUAGUUUUAAAUUAUGAUGUCAAUCGAUAUAGUGGUGAAGCUUGCGUGUUGGAUCUUAAUGAUACGAGCUAUAGAGAUGACUUCACGCCAGUAUUAACUGGAUGCAAAUGCUUGACCUGCAGAAAACACACUCGGGCAUAUAUACAACAUCUUUUGAACACUAAAGAAAUGUUGGCGUCUGUUUUGUUAAGCAUACAUAACAUCCAUCAUUAUGAUCAACUGUUCUAUCACGCUCGUCAACACAUCGCCUCCAACACGUUUUCAGUAUUCAAAAGCCAUAUAACAAAACAAUAUGAUGUGGCUAAAACGCCAUAUAUGAAUGGCAAGCAUGACUCCGAAAUGACAGACAUAGAACAUCUAAAGAAGAAAGUCAAAAUUUCUAAUGAAGAUAUUAUCAAUGGCCAUAAUAUAAUGAACGGUAUUGCCUAACAGGCAACAUUAAUGAGAAAUAAUUAAGUAUUGUGCGAGUUAUAAUCUCAGGUUUGUUUGGUCGACACCAAAUUGGGGUCACCCGCAGUUUGAGAUCUGGCAACAUUCCGAAUGCAUUUAUUAUGUAAGUUAUAUAGGUGUCCCAAAAUUUACGCAAUAUCUACGUUUUAUGCAAUUUGCGUGGUAACUGGUCAUCAUCAUCUCAGCCACAGGAAGUCUACUGCUGAACAUAGGCCUCCCCCAAGGAUUUCCACGUCGACCUGUUGGAAGCGGCCUGAAUCCAGCGACUUCCUGCGACCUUAGCCAGGUCGUCCAUCCACCUUGUACUAACCUAGCAGUGGUAACUGGUAAAGUCCUGGGAAUAAAAAAUGCUGUGUAGACAGUGACUAUUUAGAGUUAUUAAAAAGCUUAUUUCUCCAAUUUUUCAAGGUAAUUUACCGUAUAUGGGAUAUAAUAUUAAACUCAUAUAAUUUAUUAAUUCAUUAAAUUUAUCAUCGAAGCGGCGAUAGCCUAGUUGCGAGUGGAACGGACAGCCGAAACUAAUGUCCGCGGGUUAAAAACCCAAGGGCACACAAGUCUGGCUUUCUAAAAUGAUGUCUGUAUUCUUUGUGAAUUAUCGCUUGCUUUAACGGUGAAGGAAAACAACGUGAGAACAUCUGCAUACCUGAGAAUUCUCUAUCGGAAUUUUGAGGGUGUGUGAAGUCUACCAAUCCGCACUAGGCCAGCGUGAUGGACUAAGGCCUAAUCCUUCUCAUUAGUAGCGGAGGCCCGUGGCCAGCACUGGGAUAGUAUAAAAUUAAUGACAACUUUUAAUUAAUACAUUUGAUAUGUAUUUAAUUAUAUCUUGCGUAAAUUUUGAGACACCCAAUAUUUAUUAAUGGUAAUUGUAUUUAUUUUGUAAGUGACAUGGGAGAUUACAAAUAGCAGGUAUAACUCACGUACAAAAGGUUGUUGAAAGGCACCGUGGUUUGUUUUCUGCCCUCAAGCAGCAGUGUGUCAAUACUAGGAAAUUUUGUACAACUACUGUUUGAAGGCUUAAGGUUAACUGUGGAUGAUGGUUACCGUCAGACAAAUGUGUCAUCAGUAACAUCAUUUCAGAGAAAAGGCAAAAAUGAGAUUUAGAAAUGCAACUACAUAAAUUAAUAUUAUAUAAUAAUAAACCAUGCAGCCUUAGAAUGAGCCAAAAAACGCGACUCGUAAGUUGAUGUUUUAUUUUGAUGUUUGUAAUUGAUCGAGAGACCAAUGCCGUCUGUCAACCAAUCCGAACCAACCUCGAAAAACUACAUUGAGUAGUGUUUUUUUUUGUUUUAUGGCUUUGAAUGGCGAGACGAGCUUGCCCUUCACUGGCUUGCUUCUAUGGUAAGCGAUACGACCGCCCAUAAACAGUAGAAUCACCAUUCAACACCUUGAAUUACAAAGUAUUGGAGUAUUCCACUGCGCUCGCCAUCCUGAGACAUGAAAUGUUAAGAAUUAUUAUACCUUGUCCAGUAGUUACACUGGAUACAAUGUCCUUCAAACCGGAACACAACAGAUACUGCACACUGAUGCUUGGCGGCAGAAAUAGACAUUGAGGUGGUACCUAUACAGGCGAACUCUUACAUAUGAGAAACCACCAGUAGUGUCGUGUUUCUUAAGCACAUUGAUAACCUUUGAACACGUCAUUGCCAGAUCUCAGGCAAUAUUAAGUUUGUAAUUACUUUUAAGUAAACAAACCAAUGAUGUAGGAUAAUUUAUUUUUGUGAUAAAUCACGAAUUAGUUUAAUGGAAGCCAAUCAUUACCGGUAAAUUAAUAUAAGGUAACCACAUUUUCAAUUCCUAAGUAUUUAUCGAAAUAAAACUAGAUAAUAUCGGAUUUUAAAUUUUCGAAUACUUCGCAGUCUUUAUGCCGCCAUCCCCUCCUGGAAAUGGAGGCUGCAGUUUCUGAAACAUCGGGAGAAAAUUAAAUACCAAAAACUAGCAAUAAAUCUAAAAACUAGUUGUAUUUCGAUGGCCUACAUUUGAGUAAACGGAAGAUACGCUUAGUACCUACUUAAUGCAUGGGUUGAAGGGAGUAAUCUAGGAAUCUAAUUGUUUCAAGGAUAAUAUGUCAAUCAUUAUUAACUGGAUUGAUGUUUUAUUACACAAAAUUCGUGUAAGUUGUUCUUUAUAUGUGUAGUUGAUUGGAAGUAUAGUAAUACAAAAUAUUUUCGAUCACUCAGAAGAUAGUCACAAAUGCUAUGGUUGUUAUUGUUAUAACUGAGAGGUGACAUAAGGAAAGGAUUUAGUCAGGUACUUACUUUCACACACUGUGGCUCCUAUAUCUGGUUUGUACUGCCACCUAUAGUUUGUGCACGUUACCUAUUAUGGCGACCAAAAUAGUUUUUUUUUAUUGUAAUUUAACAAAAUUUUGUUUAGUUUCGCAGGUUUAUAAUAGUUAUGGUUACUUGUUUUAACAUAUUGGCGGGAGGGGGAUGAGGUUCCGCUAUUUGGUACAUAGCUAGUCCUCCUCUGCAAAAAUAGUUGAGAUGGUUAGAAACCAUCAUUCAGGGUCAUUUUAACAUUGCAUUAGUAUAUGAAACCACAUACUUAUCUACUUGAAAAUAACACUUUACAGUAAGUUACUAGAGCCGUAGAUGUAAAAUAGAAAAAUGGAAGUUUCUAACAAAAUAAAUAUUAAUAAAAAGUGAUUUUAAUUUUACGCGCCCUUAUGUCAUUACUACUAUUCUAAGAUAAUACCUCGCGGCCUCCACUUGGUACUUUCAAUCAGAAAUAGACUCAAGCACACGCCUUAUUCGCAGUAAACUACAAAAUUAACAAAAAAUUGAAAAACUAAAAACACGGAUUUUUGGUGAAAGUAUUCGUUAUUAAUGGAUAAUUUUUGGUGCAAUGUCAGCAAAGGUGACGACAAGUCUUUGGUUUCAUUUAGUAACGCAAUAUCAAAAUGACCCUGUAAAUGAUACUAAACCAGUUUUAAUAGGCGGGUAGUCUAUGGGUUAUACUUACAAAAAGGGGCUGGUAUCCCAUCGUUGGAUAGUGAGAUUUAGACAUAUAACUUUGUUAAUUUAACUACUAAUUAUAUGUAGAAAUAAUUUAUUUUUUAUUUUUAAGUUAUGAGAUUAAAAUCCUAUGGGUAUGUUUUGUCUUAAGUGUGCUAAAGAAAAACAAAUUCCAAGUGUAUGUCCCACAGAAAUAAGCAGCAUUUUAAAAAUGUACCAUAAUGUUAGAUUAUUAUAUGAUUUUUUUUCUAGUUAGGUGUAGUCUGUUAUACAUCUGGUUGAUUUUGAUAAAUAAGUGUCUAAUUUAUUUGAAACAACAUAAUAUUUUUUUAAACUUAAUCAAGUUUCUGGAUUAUUUUGUCUUUUACAUAGAUAACUAGCAGUGCCCACACCUACGUGGAUUUAGAUCCAAGUCUGUAAGAAAUACCAAUGAAAAUUUGAAUGUCAAACAUAUUGUUUCUCUUUCUUAUUAGUUACUGCGCUCGUUUUCUAAUUAGUUUAAAAAAAAAAGUAAUGAACUGACACGUGAAAUAUACGACUAUUAUAUUAUGUAUAAAUAUAUAGCUUAAAUAUCGGAAACUUUGUUGCCAUUUAUUGCGAAGUAAAUACUAUACACGCGUAGCUAUUUCGUGGACUAACAAUGUAGGUAUGUUCGAAUUUGUAUGGGAUGAUUCGGUUGUUAGAUGACGUAGGUGUCUGAUAACUAAUAUAAUAUAUUGCAUUGCGCAAUGCCUAAGUCCUCUUACUCUUAAAAUAAAGCAUAGACAGUUUUUCAAUAAAAAAAAUCAUAAAUAACAAAACUAACAACGAAAUAACAUGAUUAUUAUACUGAAAAAUAUUGGUUAA
Molecule: messenger RNA, 5236 nt
Organism: Manduca sexta (tobacco hornworm)
Lineage: Eukaryota; Metazoa; Arthropoda; Insecta; Lepidoptera; Sphingidae
Product: queuine tRNA-ribosyltransferase accessory subunit 2
Exons: 7
Coding region: 114-1415 (433 amino acids)
Molecular function (GO): tRNA-guanosine(34) queuine transglycosylase activity
Source: RefSeq, a predicted model, not a curated record